This is a messenger RNA of Prorocentrum cordatum, 816 nucleotides long. NCBI's taxonomy places the organism in Eukaryota, Dinophyceae, Prorocentrales, Prorocentraceae. The record is from the annotation of a GenBank genome assembly.
AUGGUGGUUGUGCUGGUGGUUGUGCGGGUAGUUGUGCUAAUGGUUGUGCUGGUGGUGGCUGUGCGGGUUGCAGUGCUGGUGGUUGCGUUGAUGGUUGUGCGGGUGGUUGUGCUGGUGGUUUUGCUGAUGGUUGUGCUGGUGGUUGUGCUGGUUGUUGUGCGGGUGGUUGCGGCGGUGGUUGCGUUGGUGGUUGCGCUGGUGGUUGUGCGGGUGGUUGCGGCGGUGGUUAUGCCGUUGUCGGUGUUGGCGGUAGUGUUGGUGAUUCUGCUGGUGGUUGUGCGGGUGGUCGUGCUGGCGGCGCGCCGCGACGCCGCGCGGCGCACGCUGUGGUACCUGCAGCACCCGGGCUACGCGGACGCGUUCCAGACCUCCGGGGCCAGUGGCUCGGGUGCGGCCGCCUCCUCCUCCUCCUGCGACGGGCAGGCCGAGGCCCGGCGCGCGGUGGACUCGCCGCCUGUGCCGUGGCACAGGAGUUGUGCCGCGGAGCCUGCGGUCAGGCGGCCGACCCUGGCGGACACCGAGGCCAGGCUGCGGCGGCUGCUCGGGCUGGAGGGCAGGCCGGCGGAGCAGGUGUGGCAGUGGUCCGCCAAGUCCCUGGAGGGCAGCUCGGCGGCUGCGCCCGUGCGCUACCGCGCCGCCGUGCGCGUGCCCGAGGUGGGGCGCACGUUCACAGGGCCGUGGCGGCACAGCGCGCACAAGGCCGAGAAGGCCGCCUGCGCCCUGCUGGAGGAAUUCCUCGACUCCUGGUGCAAGGAGCCGCCUCCGCGGGAGGCCCCACUGCCUCCGGACCCCGGGCGGCGCAGGCUGGCAGCCUGA